AAGAGCCAGGCACAGCCUCCUCCAAUGGAUUGGUGUGUGGUGACCAGCUAAGAAUGAAGGCUUUCUUUUAGCCACGGUGAGGAUUUAAACAACUGACAGGAUUUCGACACAACACACAGUUUUUCUGCCUGGUUGUAAUGUCGUCACUGGGUGUGGGCUGAGCUAGGCAGCGGCCUGUCAGUUCAGAGGCCUCACUCCUCCGUGGUUAAAGGUGCAGGUAUUGAAAAGCCAGAGAGGAAUUUUACGAAGCAAGACUGGGGGACGGUUUUAGCGCUCGCUCACCACAAGAGAAAUCCCCGCCUGCCUUCUGGGAUCUGAGAGUUACCAAAGUAAAGAGUUGCCUGAACACCAGGAAGUAGCAACAGAGGCAGGCAGAGAAAUCACACAAGAAAUGAGAAGAUAGUUCACAAAAUGGCUGUCAGAUUCCAAGAUCAGUUUCCAGAAAUGGAAGAAACUGUGAUAUGGGAGCAGCAGACAGUGUCGCUACAACGGGAUUCCAAGAUCGGGUUUGGCAUCGCCAUAUCAGGAGGGAAGGACAAACCCAGCAGCAGCACCGGAGAGACGGCCAUCCUCGUCUCAGACGUUGUCCCGUCUGGACCAGCCAACGGAAAGAUUCAGAUCAAGGACAGAAUCGUUAUGGUGAACGGCGUUUCCUUGGAAAAUGUGCCUUCUUCAUUUGCCAUCCAGUGUCUGAAGAGUUCUGGGAAAGUAGUUAACAUCACAGUGAAGAGGCCCCGCACCGUCCACAUCCCCGUGGCCAGUCCGGCCCCGGCCCUGGCUCCUGGCUCCUUCUAUUCCGAUUCGGACUUUGCCCACGACGAUGCGUCUGACGAGGACGAGGACUACGACCCGGCCGAUAGGAACCUGCGGCGGAUCCAGAACCAGAGCCUGUACCACGAGGACAAUGACCGCUACUCUGAGAGGAACCACGGCUACGCCCGCAGCGCCAGCCCGGCGCGGACUUACAGCCGCAGCCCCAGUCCCCCGCGCAGCUACAACCACCAACGCAACAGCCACAACAACCGGGACUACAGCCCGACCUCCAGUCACCAUGACCAGACCGGCCAUCAACCGGUCAAACAGCCCAUCAAGAGCUUCCUCAUUAAAAACGCCAGGGAUGAAGAAUAUGGACUGAGGUUAGGGAGUCAAAUCUUCAUUAAACACAUGACAUCGAGUGGUCUUGCCUCAAAGGAAGGCGUGUUACAGGAGGGAGACAUCAUACUGAAGAUCAACGGCAUUGUGACGGAGAACAUCUCUCUGGAAGAUACAAAGUCACUGAUUGAGAAAUCGGAGGGGAAGCUGAACCUGGUGGUUCUCCGGGACAACGAGCAGUUCCUGAUCAACGUCCCAGAGCUGGUGGACAGCGAUGACAACAACUCGGGGAUGGAAGAUAUUUCAGAUAUGGAUUCUGAACGUCCUGCUUCACCCAUCGCUAGGCCCGAGCCCGUUAACACCAUGAAGACCAACGGCAGCUUAAAGCCGAACAAACGCACAGUGACAGAGGUGAAACCUGUGGCCUCCCAGGCCCCUUACGUUAUCGACGACCCAAUAUACAGUGUGUCUACAAAAGCCACAAAGUCAAAACCACCAGAUGAGUACAAUGUUGGUUACAGUCCGGACAUGAAGGUGGCGAGGUUUGUGAAGGAUGCCAGUGUGGGCAUGCAGCUAGCUGGAGGCAACGAUGUUGGAAUAUUUGUGUCUCGGGUCCUCGAUGACAGCCCCGCUGCCCGGCAGGGAAUCCAGAAAGGAGAUCAGAUCUUAAAGGUGAACGACGUCAGUUUCCAAAACCUCACGCGUGAAGAGGCGGUGUUGUUCAUGCUGGACAUCCCUAAAGGACAGCAGGUGGACAUCAGAGCUCAGCGGAAGGAGGACAUUUAUAAGAAGAUGAUCAACUCCAACGUUGGCGAUUCCUUCUACAUACGGACCCACUUUGACUACGACAUGGACGGGUCCCAGGACCUGAGCUUCAGGAGAGGCGACGUGUUCCGGGUCAUCGAUACCAUGUACAAAGGGAAGCUGGGAGCAUGGUACGCCAUGCGGAUCGGAGGGGACUUCCGGGAGCAGGAGAGAGGCAGCAUCCCCAGCAAGAACAGAGCUGAGCAGAUCGCCAAGGUUGAAAUGCAGAAAGUUACCAGUGGCUCAUCGGCCGGGCCACGGGCAGAGUUCUGGAAGAUGCGGGGACUGAGGGGGGCCAAGAGGAACAUCCGGAAAAGCAGAGACGACCUGUCAGCCUUGACCAUCCAGGGCAAUUUCCCGCCCUACGAACGAGUCGUGCUGAGAGAAGCCACUUAUAAAAGGCCGGUGGUGAUCCUUGGACCGAUUUCAGACAUCGCUACUGAGAGGCUAGCCAGGGAGAUGGCCGGCCAGUUCGAGCUUGCCCAAACGGUGCCAAGGAAUUCGGAGGAAGGAGCAUCAUCCAUCAUCAGACUUGAAACUGUACGCCUCAUCUCCCAGAAGAACAAGCACGGUCUACUUGACAUCACGCCGUCCGCCAUUGAGCGCCUGAACUACGUGAAGUGGUACCCCAUCGUGGUUUUCUUCAACCCGGAGAACAAGCAGGAAGUCAAGGCCAUGAGGCAGCACCUCCUCCCUCAGUCACGGAAGAGCUCCAAGGGCCUGUACACGCAGGCCGUCAAGCUGAGGAAAAACUGGGCACACCUCUUCACAGGUACAAUAAACUUGAAUUCUGGUUCAAGUGCAUGGUACGAAACAUUGAAAGCAAUAAUCAAAGAGCAGCAGACACAGCCAGUGUGGUUUCCUGAAGAGAAGAGUGAAGAGGCUGGCACUGAAGACAUGGAGCUGCUGAACCGAUCCAACAGCAUGAGCAUGGACUACCUGAGCUGCGACGAGAGCAGGGUGAACAGCGAUUACGAGGACACAGAUGGAGAAGGCGGCGCUCACACCGACAAUGAAAUGGACGAUGGGCUGGACAGGCCAGCCAUCACACGCAGCUCUGAACCCAGCAGGACCCAAGUGUCGGAGAUGUCCACCACAGACGUGUACGCUUCACCGAGGACCCACGCCAACCCACAGGUGAAACCUCAGGGGCAGUACAGAGAUCCUUAUUAUACCAGACCAAGCGAACGUGAUAUCAGUGCAAGCAAGUACAGUCGAGAGCCGGUCUACAGCUCUGAAGAAGAUGAUGAAUGGAACGGUCCAGCCACCGAACUGUAGCCCAGGUCCCAGCCAAAGCAUAAACAGCCGGCCGACAGAACACGACACAAGUCAAACACUAUUGAGCUGCUCAUCAACUGUAACGAGAUUUGUUUUUAGUUUCUUCAUGAAUGUCAUUUUUUAAAUAAAUUCAAUAAUUACCAA
This is a messenger RNA of Leucoraja erinaceus (little skate), 3318 nucleotides long. Its product is annotated as tight junction protein ZO-3-like. The transcript is spliced from 22 exons. Gene Ontology annotation, molecular function: cell adhesion molecule binding. Lineage: Eukaryota; Metazoa; Chordata; Chondrichthyes; Rajiformes; Rajidae. Gene Ontology annotation, biological process: positive regulation of blood-brain barrier permeability; cell-cell adhesion; protein localization to cell-cell junction. The record is from RefSeq and is a predicted model, not a curated record. The coding region runs from base 412 to 3174 and encodes 920 amino acids. Gene Ontology annotation, cellular component: bicellular tight junction; plasma membrane.